Molecule: messenger RNA, 1386 nt
Organism: Geosmithia morbida
Lineage: Eukaryota; Fungi; Ascomycota; Sordariomycetes; Hypocreales; Bionectriaceae
Product: hydrolase
Exons: 1
Coding region: 1-1386 (461 amino acids)
Source: RefSeq, a predicted model, not a curated record
AUGCGUCUCGCCAGCACUGUCGCCGCCCUCGCGGCCGUGACCUCGGCCGCCCCCUUCGCCAACAUGGCCAGCACUGACAAGCGUGCGGUCUCUGCUACCGCAAACAGCAACGACGAUUUCACCACCAUCGACGCCAGCCUCCCCUCCAAGGUCAUAGUCACCAAGGAGAACACGCUCAACAGCACGGCCGAGCCCUCCGGGAGCGGCGAGCCCACCAAGGUCGACGCCGCCGAGGCCCAGGACGACGUCUCCAUCCCCCUCCGCCUCGUCAACAACCUCGCCGGCGACGGCGUCAACGCCUACAUCUCCGGUACCGACCCCGACGGCAAGGUCUUCUUCCUCGGCUCCGACGGCAGCCUGAUCUACCCGUCCGCCGGCGGGGCCGUCGAGCCCGUCCUGAUCGCCGACGCCAUCGCCAUCGCCAUGCCUGCCCGGGGUGAGGAGCUCCGGAUCACCGUCCCGACCUCCUUCGCCUCCGGCCGCAUCUACUUCGUCCAGGGAGAGCUCGACUUCUUCAUGGUCACGUCCGACCUCGGCACCGACGCCCUCGUCCAGCCGACCGUCAGCAACCUCCGGGACCCCAGCGUCGACCUCAGCUGGGGCUUCGUCGAGAUGACCCUCACCGACGCCGGCGAGAUCUGGGCCAACCUGUCCUUCGUCGACUUCGUCGGCCUGGUCCUGUCCAUGACGCUCAGCAGCGCCGACAACACCACCCAGCAGGUCGUCGGCCUCCCCGGCGACGCCGUCCAGACCCUCUGCGACGCUCUCGAGGCCCAGGGUGACAGCGACGGCCUUCCCUGGGGCGGCAUGUGCAUCCGGGGCGCCGACGGCAGCCCGCUCCGCGUCGUCUCCCCCACCGACUACGAGUCCAUCCAGCCCGGCCGGUUCGACGGCUACUGGUCCGCCUACGUCGACGACGUCUGGCAGACGUACUCGGCCGAGCCCCUGACCGUCGACACCCAGGACGGCGGCACCGUCACCUGCCGAGUCGACGGCGACGAGCUCCGGUGCGACGGCGACAACCGCGGCUACGUCAAGCCCACCGCCGUCGACAUCUGGGGCUGCAACUCGGGUCCGUUCGCCAUCAUCGACGGCGACAACGACGUCCACAAGGCCGUCGUGCCCCGCCUCUGCGCCGCCUUUGUCCGCGCCACCCUCACCAUCGACGGCGGCAACACCCAGCCCGGCCCUGAGGCCGACAGAUACUACUCCACCGACCCCACCAACCACUACUCCCGCAUCAUCCACGAGAACGAGGUAGACGGCAAGGGAUACGCCUUUGCCUACGACGACGUCAACCCCUCCGGCUCCGACGAUGCCGCCGGUCUCGUCAACUCCGCCAACCCCUCCGAGCUCGUCUUCUACAUCGGUGGCCAGCAAGCGUAA